AUUGGAACCGUCAAUAUGGCCGCCAAACGAUGGCCAGAUUUCUCUGGCAUAUUUAGUGUGUUCUUCCUAAGCGAAUUAGGCUGAACUGAGACGAUAUGACAACACAAAAUCAGCCCCAGAAGAAGGUAGGAGAUUUAAAAUUCAUUAUUCUUAAAACAAUGUCCGUGGUGAAAACUUAAUUUGUACGUUUAUUGGUCUACCAUGAAACUAGGUCAAAAUUUUACAACUUCUUCGAACAAUUCAAGCCGAGCAGCUAUCGAAACUGCAGCAAAAGUUCCAGCUUGAACAGGACCUUCUAGAAGAUGUUAGGUACGAGACAUUUUUUCCGUUUUGUUUUGUAAUUUAGGCCAGGAAAUGAUCGAGAACAAUGUGAAAUUGUACCGUUUUAUUUUGUUUAGAACCUACACGAAACAGAGAUCGGCAAUCGAGCGGGAAUAUUCCCAGGUAGGUUUUCUUAUGUGUUACAAAUGGAAUAGCUUCUUGCCCGUCUUUGAGAAUCUUCUAUCAAACUUUUCCUCGAAACUAAACGGUCUGUGGUUUUGUUUGACCAAUUAAAGAUGAUGAUAAAAUUUUUCGCUCAUAAAUUAAUUAAUCAAGCUAAGUUUUCAUAAACUUAAAUUGCUAGCAUGCCUCCACACUUUUUUUUGUACAUUUCAAAACAAUGGAAGCCUCUUUUUUGCUAACAAAACACCUAUCUCCUUUAGGUCGUUGUCUAAUAAGCUAGUCUUCCCAAAAGAAACCAACAUUUAUUUCCUUAGUGUUCACAGAUUUUGUUUGCUAAAAAGUAUAGAAUUUUGCAUAAUAUUACUCGGGGCGACGUAUGGAAUUAUUUCAUAAUAAAAUCUACAUCAAUAUAAUCAUUCUAAUUCGUUCUAGUAAGUGAUCGUUGUUAAAAUUGUCCGAGUUCUUUUAAGUACACGCAAGUCGCUGUGGUAUGUAUGGAUAGUUGUAAUAUUUGAUAUUGUUUAACUUGUAACAAAAGGAAAUAUUUUCAGUUUAUGCUGGUAAUUUUUAAUUUUAAGCUUAACGUGUACCAAGUUGUUUCUUUCUACUGUUAUUUUCAGUUUCACUGCCUUGCAAAGCUGUGCCAAUUUUUAAUAUCAUGAUACGUGACUAAUUUUGUGGUAUUUAUGAUACUGGUUGCUCUGCAAUAAUGUAUAAUUAGGACAAUCUUUUUUUUCUGGAAAUAUGUAUCUAUUGCUUCAUUUGCCACAGACUUGAUAUAUACUUCCUUCAUGAUUAAUUUUAACUCUGGCACAAUGGUUGAAUUGAAGUUGUGCUUCUGUUAAACUCAUAAUAUUAUCAGACCUGGCAGCCCAUGAUAGAGGAAAAUCAGGAUACACAUGAAAAAAUAUCAGGAGAUUCUACAAAAAUGAGUGAGAUUCUAUUUCUCCUGAUCAAGGUUAAACGGACCCUCUUUUCCAUUAGGGGUAUUAACUGUUAAGUUUAAAUAUAACCCGGCUUCAGUGGCAUCCCUCUUGUAACAAAUUAGAUGAGCUGCUGCUUUUUCUUUUAAGAAGCUAGAGAGUAGGUCAUCACUGAGACGAAACUUACGGCAAAGAGUCCUUUCUUCUGGAUAAGCCAGCUUCAUGGCUAAAAUGUCAGUCAAAGUCCCAUCAAGUCUUAAACAGGCCCAAUCAGUUCUAAUUAAAUUUCAGCGUUUUUUUCUUCAACAACAUAACAUUUCAUUGCAGAAUGAUAUUUCCCCAAAAAACUGUGAUGGGAGUCUUGUUGUAAUGCUGUAAGAAAAAUUAAAAAAUCGUUAAACUCACAGCAGAAUCGUGCGAGUUGGCCGGUCUGUAUUAUUAUUGAUUUCGGCAUGUCACAACCUUCCCUCUCCUUCACUUUCUUAAAUAGUAAUGCUAUCACAAGGAGAGCCUUAUUUUCACUUGUUUACACUGAGGCCUUAUGGCAGAGAGCGAAAACAAGUAUCAGAAAAUUAUGUAGUGUUUCCAGUAGGUGGUAUUAAUUUUAUGGCUUAGAAUAAUAAUAGUAUCUUCAGUACACAAAUUAUCGCAUUUCAUUUUGUAGAUUUGGAAUAUAUCAUCAGAAUACCUACUCUCUUAAGAUUUACAAAACUAUGCACUUAUAAAUGCUCUGCAUGCCAUGUUUCUGAAGCAAAAUAGCUGUAAAUUAGGCAAUCCACCUGUGUCUUCAGAUUUCUUCAAGUACCAGUAGAUGUCUACUUCAUAAUUAACCAGCUUUGGUAGAAUUUAAUGUUACAUACAUUGUAAUAUUUCAGGUUGUAAAGCCUGAUUGUUUAUUUUUUUACCUUCUUGACCCCUUCAAGGCAUUGCAAAAACUUAAUUCCCAGUUUCUUCAAAAGAAAGAACUAGAAGAAUCAGCUGGUGGAGAAAGUGGAAGCAGGUAAUAUUGGAUAACCUUGUUUGAUUUUUAAAUGGUAAAUGAUUUUAUUUUCAAGUUGAUUUGCGAGAUUCAAUGAGGAUGUCACUAAAAGCCAGCUGCCAGCUAACUUCACCAGCUAAAAAAAAGCCUACCACCGGCUGAUAUUGCAAAGGAAAAUAAAGACGGGGGGAAAUUCUGAAGAUGUGGAAUUGAUUAAAAAACCUGGUUUGAAUGAUAAAAAGCCUUCUUACCUUUUUCUUAGCAACAUCCCUGGUUCAAGUUGUUUCUCUAAGUUGUUACUAAAAGCUUCAAAAACCUCCUGGGCUUUCAAUGAAAGGGGAAUUUUUUAGAACCAUGUUAUUCACCGGGUAUAGUAAAAUUCAUUAAUUAAAGCUAAUAUGUUUUAGGCGAAAGCCUGAUGUUAAUCAGUAGUCUCAAGGGACCUUAGAUUAAUUGCCACAUUUUCCUUUCAAUUCUCCUUGUCGUGAAUUAGAGAUGAGAAUUUGACGUUAAAUCAGGACUCAUCUUAGACUGCAAAACAGUCAGGUUUUUUUUUCUCAAAAUCGGUUUAGCGUAGUGAGAGAGUCUCAUGUGCGUGAAAUGAGCCUCACAUGCCUGUAGGGCUUGCUCUCCUUUUUCAGCCUCGCUCCAGACCUUUUGCCUGACUGUUUGCGUGCACUUGAAUACACAAAGAUAUGGACUGUUUUGCAGCCUAGACUCACUUAGCCUUGGCCCUCCAUUUUAUCUGCCUCAAAAGCAUUCUUUCAGAGAAACAUAACGCUAAUUUCACUAUGGAAUGAAAUAGUUAUUUGUUGGCUUGAACUGCUGCCUGGUUAGCUGGUUAGCCCAGGCGGAUAAGUGCCAGUCUCCUGAGUGGGAUGUCAUGGGUUCGAACCCCGGCCAGACCAAAACUCAGGGUCUUUAAAAAACUGAGAAGUAAGUGCUGCCUUUGUAAUGACAUCUGCAAACCAUCCAUGACUCCUUCCUUCCUUUUUCUUCCCUUUAUAAUUCAAGUCAAAAUAUAAGAAGGGUUUGUAUCUGAAGUCAUGAGCCUUCAAUGCAGGCUUAUUUUUUUUGCAGACAAAUUUUUUCAGUGGGAGUGAAACUUCUUUGUUUAUGUUUCUAACUCUAUAAGUAUAGUUUCCAUCUUGAUUCUUUAACUGAGGACCCAUGGGGUACUCAAUGAGGCAAAAAGAAGGAGUCAGUGGAGGCCCCUCCCACUUUCCUUAACUUCUCCACUUUUUUGCAAAUCAAUAUAGCCAUGGUUUUAACAUGGUGAUUUAACACAAACAAAAACACUCACACACCCAAUAAAAAUGCCUGCAAUGCAGGCUAUGGAGUCAUCAGAGCAUAAACAUUCUAAUAUCUCACCACCAAUUUUCACUCUGAAAAAGCUGGUUUUUGGCAAGGACGUAGUUUUAGUAUUGCUGUAUUAAAAGAAAAAAAAAUCCCAUAAUGUAUCAAAUUUUAACAUUUUGUGACUUCACACUUUUUUCCCUAUUCCGGAACACAUAAAAUAAUAUUCUCACACCUUCGACUCCAACCUGCUGGUGUGGCAUGGUGUUUGGUUACAAUGGCCCUUUUAUGCGAGAGGCAUUAAAGCGGUCUUAUGUCCAGUGUAAAAAUGAUAACUAAGACCGAUGCAUUUAAUGUCUGAUGAUAGCAUCUGAACAAGGCAUUUAAUUAACAGACACCUUUAACAUUGUAGAUCAUGUUUCCACAUGAUUUCCAAGAAUCUUUGUUCACAUAGGUGAGCAAAUUAGGUGAUAUGUGUUCACAGUUAACAAUGGCCACCUUGGGGACAGAAGUAAGUGUCCAUUAUACUGGUAUAAAAACAGGACGUUGUAAACUGUGAUGUAUAUAUGCAAUGUUGUGUAUUUUUGUUGUGUAUUUUUUUCUGAAACUCUUUUUUUACAACGUUAUCCUCUUCUUUUAUGCAUCUCAUUUUUACACUGGUCCACUUAAACUUCUCAUAUGUUAAACAUCUAGACAACUUUAACAUCUCCACCUUAAAAAACAGCCAUUGUUCUGAAGUGCAGUAAAAGAUGUUAAAUCUGAGUUUCCUUUUUACGCAGAACCCCUCAGGGUGUAUGGAAAUCUCUUCUUGAUGAAGCUGAGAAGAAGGCUAAGCAGCGUCUGGCCAUUUCAGAAGAACUCCAAGGACAAAUGGGAGAGAGUAUGAAAACUUUGAAAUCAAACAGAUCACAAGUUUAUAAAAAGGUAUAUUAAUUAUCAGCAGUUGAACAAAUUAUUAUAUGUUGAAGCUGAAGCUACCUGUUUAAUUGUUAAUGAUUGGCUUGUGAAGCUCAAACAUGUGGUUUCUGUACGACCAAUUAAGUGUGUCUUGUUAGUUCCCUGUAGCGCAAAAAAGCUUUUAGAAAAUCUUGCUUUUUACCAUAAGAUGUCACCAUGAUGUUAAUUUGAAUUUGUAAGAAGAGAUAUUUUAUGUCUUUUUCUUCUAGUGUGAAGAACUUACAAAGAAAAUCCAUGAGGAAGUGUUUGAGACAGUUCGUGAAUUAUCUAAGGUAAUUGUAAGAAAACAUUUAGACCAUUCAGCUUUACCUCAGUUUAAUUAUAGGUUAUUUGCAAUGUAACAUGAGGGCGGUUACCAGAAGCCUUCAUUUGAAUAUUUUUUUGUUUUUCUCAGGCAUACUGUUAGGUUUAUUUGUAGUAAUAACCUGCCAAGAAUACUAGUCUUUAACAAAUUAUGAAAAAAAAUUACUGUCUUUACUCUACUAGUAACUAUGGUUACCAUGAAAGAAGGUACAUUUGUAACCAUAAAUGGCCAAAGUUAGCCUUGAUUUUCUAUGUUUCAAUAAGGUUUCAAGUGAUGUGCACCAGCAGACUGUGUACAGCAUCAUUUUUUUUUUCAAAUUAUACUUAUUUGAUUUAUUUGGCAACUGACUUGAUUUAUGUAGCACCGAACCCCCUUAUCCAGGAUGGUGGCUUCAAAAUUGAACCAUUUAGCAGAACAAUUUUUGACGUAAAAAUAAUUGAUACUGGUUACUGUUUCAGGGGCGGAUCUAGGGGGAGGGUGCAGGGGGUGCGCACCCCCCCCCCCCCAACUGGUAUUCUGAAAAAAAAAAAAAAAAAAAAAAAAAAAAGCUAUGUGGUUUAUUGGUGUUGAAGUAGAGCAAGAGACUAGUGCACCUCCUCCUAAAAAAAAUCCUGGAUCCGCCCUUGUCUUUGUAGUCUGAUCAUUUAGUUGCGUGAUUAAAUUAUGUGAUUUUUCUUUUCAGGCCAAAAAAGGAUACGAGGAAAUGGAAAAGCUAUCCCAGGCAGCACGGGAGCAAGCUGCUGAUGCAGAGGACAAGUAUGUACAUGUUGUUUUGUGCUAAUUUGUGUUGCGUGUGUGAUUUUGUCUGCUGUGGUCUCAGAAGUGAAGUGUGGUUCUGAUUGUUUCACCUAGACCAUUUUUUAUUCCACUGUGUUUGAACUUAAUCAUGGAACAGACAAUCAUAGUAGAUUACAUAUCUAUAGCUAGUGUGUAUUGCAGUUGGUGUAGACAGUGUAAUCAACACUUCAUAUGCCAAACAAAAUUAAACUUGAAUAUUUUAGGCUGAAAAAGAAGAAUGUCAAGUUUUUCCAGUCCAAGACAUCACUAGAAAAGAAUCUAAACAAGGUCAGUACACUGUACUAACUUUAAUGUUGGAGAUGGUAUCUAAUAAUAUUACUUUAAAAAUAGCGUACAGUUUAUACAAGCAAGAAAUAUCAGAUCUCAGCACUUUCUGUCCAUGUGGAAGACUCUAAUAUUACAAAUUAUUAUAAUUACAUAAAUUCUAAUUCUGUUUACAGUACUUAUUCUUGGUUUGCAACCUCGUGAUAAUUUGGCCAUAUUGGUUGAGAAAACAACUUUACAAGCUUAAUUAGUUCCCAUGAGAGGGUAGCCUGUGCCAGGCUCUCGGUCAGUGCAGAUGAGUGAAAAAGGCGGGGGAGCAGUGGAAAAGCAAACGAGCAAAAAACGGCAGCAGAGAGAAGGGAAGAGCCUGUAAGCGUCUUUUCAAAUACCUCAAUUCCCCCACUAUGUACCCCACCCAACUCCAGAAAACCGUUUAUUUUGUCAAAAAGAGAUGUCAAAAUUCCAAAGUGUGCCUUGCAGGAGGGUUUCAUGUGUUCGCUAUGUUUGUUCUUUGUCUCUGCGUAUGUGAAGUCAAGCGAUUGGGGACUUCAAAAUCCAACGAUGCAACAGGAAUAAUAAACAUCCCUAAAACACUGUGUGAUGCAUGUGUGAAGGUGCUGUUUAACUUAUUAAAAAAGUUUUCCUUUUGUGUGUUUUUUUGACUUUCUCGCUGCGGUUGUGUCAUUGGAUCAUAACGUCCCUAUUGACAUGGUUGAUGUAAAAUGUCAAAAUUGACCAAUCACACGGUAUACCAGGAGCUGGUAUACCGGAAUGAUGUAUUGAAAACAAUGCUUACAGGUUCCACUUACCCGUCUCCACAGCUCCACCAAGGUUUUUGCGCAAAUUUUCUCGAUGUGCUUUCCCCACUAUCUUGGAGCCUAGAACAGGUUAAGGAGAGGGGGACACUUUUAAUUUAUUCUUCACUGUUUUGUAAGCUGUAACCCCACAUUAUCUUAUCCUUUGUUAAAAAAGGUGCAUACCGUACCAGUAUUUUGGAAUAACAGUAAGCUGACUGGUCAUCGUCUCCUCUUUGACUCUUACAGGUUGAAAAUGAAAUCCCUGCAUGCUCCAUUAUGAUCCCAUUAAGGUGGCCUCAAAUUAAACAAGUGCCCUAUUUUAGGGUAUUUUUUGGAUUUGCAUUUACAUUAAACAUACAUGCAUAUAUAAUGUAUUUGUUGAAUUUAUAGCAAUGUAUGUGUUAACCUUUCACAGAGCUCUAGUAGGCGUGAUGUUUGUGAAAGAAGGUCAGCAAUGGCAAGAAAUGAUUACAUAAUGUCACUUGCUGCCGCUAAUGCACAUAUGACGAGAUAUUACUGCAAGGAGAUGCAAGACAUCAUGUCUGUAAGUUACUUACCACUCUUUAAAAUUGCAUACUCUUUUUGGUCAAUAGAUUUCCACUAAAGUAGUCUACAGUUCACAGCCUGUAAAUCUCUUUUCUUUCUCUGUCUUUCUAUCUUUAUUUAUUAAAGUCAUUUAUUAAUUGUUAUUUUAUUUUAUUACAAUUAUUAUUAUUAUUAUUAUCAUCAUCAUUAUUAUAAUAUGGUUUCUUUUCGAAAAUUAACAUUUGCUUGCUCUGCAUGUAUUUUUAUAUUAAAUUCAAUAUAUGUUUAAAUAAUUUACAUAUAAAAUUCUACGUGUUGUGUAGCUUCAAAUUAAAGCAUGCUUUUGUACAUGUAUUUCUAUUUAGACUCUAGAUGGGGACUUUUUUGAUCAGAUGAGAGGCUACUUUGCCACCUUGGGUGAAUUGGAAGUGGAUGCCUGCAAAAAUGCCAGAGCAGGAUUUGAGAGUGUUGUUUCUCAAGCAAAUACAGUAAGGAUUAUACCUUUAAACUCUAAAAGAGACCUUUAGAUUCAAGGACAAGGGUGAUCUAUGGGAUAAGAUUUGACUUAAAUAAUUUUAUCAUGUAUUCUUUAAAUGUAUGCACCCACAACCAAUUUUCCUUUUUCUACCAGAAAAGUUAGCACUGUUAUACUUGUUGAAGGAGGUAAAGACCUCUCCUGAGCUCGCAAAAUGAUAAUAAAAACUUCUAAAAUUUGAUAACUUGUUUCAGUAUCUAUAGAAUUUUUGCUAAAACCUGUACUAGAAUGAUGAUGGAUAUCCCAUUUUCCCGCCAAAAUGUUGCUGAUUCAUGUGUGUGCACUACAUAAUAUUGGGGCAAUCUUGUCCUCAUAGUGUUCCUCAGCUUAGAAUCAAAAGGUCACUAAUGUCAAACUAAGAAAACCGUAAAUGCCUAGAAAAAUUUUCCUUUUUGGGACUGAUGAUUAUUUUUACAAUUCCCAAUAGAAAUCAGAAUACAUUGGCAAACCAUAAAACACCAAAUUAAUUACAAUAAUAUUGCCACUGAUGGUGGUUUAAUUAUGGCCUGGUAAUUGUGAAGAAGAGCUUUGCCUGCCUGAUGGACCCAACCCUCCAAGUUGAGAAAACACGCAUGACCAUUUUUUCUUCCGACGUGUUUAAUUUUGAAAUGCCAUAUAUUAUUCGGGCAAUCAAUGAAAUCAGAUUUAGAAAAAUUUUCCUACAAGAAGCUGGCAACUUUAUUUGUAAAAAAGUUCUCUAUUUUUGCAGAUUCAGACCUAUUGGUCUUUCGAUGACUUAAUGUUAAUCUUCUAAGUUGAAUUAUGUACCAAAAGAAUUGGUCGCCAAAUUGAUGGUAACCACAGUGUUGGUUUAAAAAGUUUCUUUAACUUUUCUUGUCAAUGUAGGGUUGGGACCAUUGACAUUCUGGAAUAAUCUCUAGCCUUGUGCUUUAUUUGUAAAAAGUCUCCUAAACCAAAAGAAUUGGUCGCCAUCAUUUAACUUUAAGGGUUGGGACCAUUGACAUUCUGGAAUAAUCUCUAGCCUUGUGCUCACGUGGCCAUCAUAGCUCAACAGCUCCAGCUGAACACAAUCACUAUGACACAAUGCAGCGAUGUUUAGUUCAAAUAAAAUUAUUUAAUGAAGGAUAAAAUACAGUACACAAAAGUAUUAUUAAUGCACUGGUUGUUAAUUUCUUUCAAGAUUAACAGAGAUGUGUCCCUUCAAGCUUUCCUGUUUAGAAACAAAGUCUUUUCAGAAGUUGUUCAAUAUGACUUUGAACCUUACAGACAUGAUACUGUAAGUACUAUUUUUAGAUGUAAAUCGAAUAAUACAUAUUUUGGUUGCCAACAUUCACGUACAUGUAGGUAGGCUAUAAUUCACAGGCAGUUUCUGAUAACUAGAGCCUUUCUUUUUAAUUUUUUUUUGCAUCAAUUUUUAACUAUCAGCAGGUGUAUUUUGUUUUGGUAUUCUUUUUGACUUGAAUUGAUGGAGAAGACAAAUUUAUUAAAAAAAAAAAAUAGCAGCUGGACACAAAUCAGGCUGUGCCUUAGGCAUCCCGGUUGAAAAGUUGCUCGUCUCUUCUCUUGUUCACUUGCUGUCUUUCUUAUAAAUUUAUUCAUUUUCUGGUUAGGUAAGAAAAGUUACAACAGAACACAAUGCUGGCCUGGCCUUGAAUAAAGAAGCAAGAAAAUUAGCAAUGAAGCUUGCCAAGGAUCAGAUGAAUAUAAAGGCAAAAAUGAAACUACUUCAAGGGGUAUGUGUGUGCAUAUGCAUGUUGUACUGUAGGUAACAUCCUCUCGCAGGCUAAAUCAGUGUUCAACCUUAUUUGAUUCAGAAUUUUCGUUCGUUUCCUAUCCCUACUUGUGUAAUUUUGUGAUGUGGAAAUUUCAUUAAAAUGUUCAAAGAUGCAUGAUGAUUAUUGUAUGGCUGAGUGUGCAAGUAGGCAAGAUGAAGUAAAUCCGGUGCUCAGAACAUUGGCCACCUGAGUGGGCAAGAUGGGUGUGUCUUGCCCUCUCUGGGUUUCCCAUGUUUGUCCAGCAAGAAAAAGUUAUCUUUCUGGCUAAUAAUAAAUCCUCAUUUUGCCAAGCUUGUUCGGUCAAGAUGGUUGGAUAUCGGCAUUGCUCUGUUUUGCCUUUAUUAUUGAAAUUACUUCUUCACUUUCAUAAAAAAGCAAAAAAGAACAUGCAAAAAUAAUUGCAUCCAAUACAUGUAUCCAACCACUUCGACCUCAUGUUUGGUCGAUAACACAUACUUAUAGGAUUGAUUGGGCCUCUACAUUGGCUUGUCUUCAGUCCUUUAGCUUCGUUCCAGGCUACUUAAUGAGCAACUCAAGACCUAUACAGUAAUAUAUUUAUAACAAACUCUACCUUUAAACUUGGUCUUUUGACUUCCUUAACCAGACUGAAGAUUCACCAACAGCAUCAGGAGAUGCCACUCAGGAUUCUGAGCAAAGUGCUGAGGCAUUGAAAGAAAGCAUAAGGCUGACUGAGGUUUGUUUGGUCGAUAUUGGAGUAACUUUAUGUUGUGACUGUGACAAGUGUUCUAACUUCAACGAGUGUUGACGAGUGUUUCACAAGAGUGACUGUGACUAUUCUAAUUAAUUCAUUGCUUAAAGGAUACUACUUAAAAUAGAUGGAGUUUUUUGGUUGUAUUAUCAUUUUGUUCACUUUCUGUUGUAUCCUUGUUUUAAUAGAAAAAUGUAGCUAUUGUUGAUUUUAAAGUUUUGUUGACUUUUACAUAUAUUUCAUUUUACCGUGCAGUUUUUAAAAUUUUUAAGUUCUAAUUUGUAUAAUUUUUCAGUCUUAGUAAGGACCUUUCUGAAAACUAUGUGCUUGAAAAUUUCUUAAUAAAAAAUGAUUUUGGUCAUAACUAAAGGAUGGUAGACUAUGUGUGAUUUUAUUUCAAUUUACUGUUUUCAUUGAGUUCAAAUAUUAAUGAGUUUUUAUACUUUCUCAUGCAUCAGACAAACAAGCUGAAGACAGAGGCAUGUUUAGAAGUCUUGCGUGAGGCUGGGGGUGAGUUAAGAAUAUUCAUGUUGGACAUAUUGCAUGUAAAAAGUGGGAAGGUGGUAAGUUAAACGCUGAUAAUUGCAAAUAAAACUCCUGCAGCAUUGCCACCCUUUUGCUGCAGUUUUCUUUGCAAUAUCAGCGUUUAACUUACCACCAUCUCACUUUUAAUACACACAAACGCUAGGCAGGAACCAACCCCUCCCCCCCCACACACCCCCAUGUUGCAUGUAGCCUAUCAGGAAAGUACCUCCCAAGAAAUGUGCAGUCUUUUUGUUAAAAUGAUUCAUACCAACCAUAAAACCAAAGAACUCUUUUUUUAACAGCUGAAAGGACUCAGAUUGGCUUGUUAAAAUAAUUUAUUACUAAGUUGGUAUAGUGUAAUACCUUUUGCCAUGAAUUCAGAUUUUGUGUGAAGUUCCCUCCUUGCUUUAUGAGCAAAUCCAAGGUAAUUGGGGAGGAGAAUCUGUUAUUUUAUCAGUCAAUUCACUUAGACCUUUUUUCUUCUCUUUCAGUCAAUGUGGACGAAUGGCUAAAGAGUGCUAAUUCCUUGUCUCCUAAUGACAUAGAAGCUGGUAAUAAUUGGUUUCAUUCCUUUUGUAGUAACUAUAUUCAUGAUAUAUAGUAAGGGCGCAUUCGAUUGAUAAUAUUUCAGAAUAAGAACAGGUAAAAAUUUGAGGCAAAUCUCUUCCACCAGAAAUUUUUGAAACAUUGGAAUGCUGCAUACAUCUUGAAUGUGACCAUCAGCCAGUUUUCUGGACUUUACCACGCAGUGAAAGCAAAAGAAGUACGUUUAUUUCAUGCACUCCAUAAUAUGGUCAACUGAACAUUCCUUACGUUUUCUACUGCCAAAUUUAUGUUUAUGUACAGUACUAUAAGCUGCUGGUAGUUACUGAAGUCUGUCUAACAUGCUACAACUCCUUCAUGACAGACUCCAUAAGCCAGAACUCAUUCAAUGAUGACUUCGCUGACGAUGACUGGGAUGACCUGGAUGACACGUUCACAGCAGAUUACUCUUCAGAUGAGGAUUCCAGGAGCGUGUCAUCAAACUGCUCUAUCCCAGUCUCUUGUAUUGCCUUGUACAAUUUUGAGGUAUGCAUCCUUUAGCUGGCCUGUAAGUAACUGGAAAUCACUUUAAUAGCCUUGAUGCAUGAUACCUGCCAUCUUUGCAUGCCCUUUAGGAUUGAUGAUAAAAACCAUGUGGCCUCUCAGGGGGCAAACAGGUGAUAAAAUUUGUUAAUACGAGAAAUCACAGUCGCGUUUGUUUAUUCCCCCGAAAUGAGACAGCAAUUUUAGUCAAGUCAAAUGUACAAACCAAUUUUUGGACAAGUUUUGUGUCAUUAUUCUUUGCUCUGCCUAUAUGUAUGGUUGUUAUUGCAUCCAGAAAAGAAACAAAUAUCACUUCCUCCUAUAACUUGCUGUUAUCAUCGUUAAGAUAAAAAGUUGUUCGAUUUCUGUUGUCUAGAAUAAAGAUGAUGGUUAUCAUGAAUAAUGUCUAUUACGGCUACCUCCAUGGUCUCCCUCAAUUCUAGCUCAGCGGGUAUUAAGGGGACCAUUCCUGAUGAGUAAAGCAAAAAAUAUACACCAGAGGCGCACUUUCCUUGGGGGAGGGAGUGGAGUGAGGAACUGAUGGGCCCACUCUCCUUGGAAAUGUGUUAAGAGCUAAGUUCUCUGAAACUUCAUUCUCUUAUUUGAAGACCUUUUUAGGCUAAUAUGCUGUUGUAAGCUAUCGGCCUUCUGAUUUUAAAAUUUACCUUUUAAAGAGCCACAAUAUAUUAUUCUCAAAGACCCCUUAUAAAAUACAGUUGGAAGUAUACCUUUUCCCUUCAAGUUUAUUGUUUUAAAUGUUUUCUUUCCAUAAUGCGUGGCAAAUACAGGAAAGAAGACCACAACUUUUCAUAUUUUUUAAAACAACUUGUUUAAGUUUAGUAAACCUUGCAGGCAGUAAGAAAUCACGCUUCAAGCAUAAAUUUUACUGGUUACUGCCUCAUAACACGAGGAGCCGCAAGAGGUGAUAUUUUUGUACGGCAUCUGGCGGCACAUCAAAGAAUUUGGAAUUGAAGGGCAAAUUCCUAGAAUAUCUUCGCCAGUUAAGCUAGAGAAAAGGUGUUUAAAAACCUCAGGAUCCAAAACAACACGUCAAUCAAAAUAUCACUUGGACCUUUUCGCUAAUGAAGAGCUAUCACGCGGCUAAGCUUGAAUUAGACAUAUAUUGAAAUAGGAACUCGUGUCAAUAAAGUAUCUUAAGUGAGUGGGAAUCGCUCCUAGUUAAAAAACUGGUUCACAGGGAUAUGCAUCUCUUCUAGUUAAGAGAAGGGAAUCAGAACUGCUUUUCAUGCAGGAACAGGUUUUCUUCGGGCUAACUACAAAACUUCAGCUUAUUUCACUCCUUGACAUUGUCAAAGCGCAUUUCUAAAGAUAACUUUUUCCGCUUUAUCAGCUUUUUUUAUAUUCUAUUCCAUUAAUGUUUAACCUCCCUCAAAAAGCCAAAUAAUAUAAAUGCUGUUGUUAAAUAAAGCGUUUUACCUGUUUUCGUGAAUUCGCUACCCAAAGAUCACUAUGCUCAAAGGACAGGGCAAAAUUUCGAGGAGAGAGGCAUUAAUUUUUUUUCCCACGAGGUUACAAAGAGAAAAUGCAAUGAUUAUUAUUAAUGUAACCAUCAGGUAUACUCUACCCACGAGGUUACGGACAGCAAAUUCAGUGAUUAUUUUUAAUGUAACCAUCAGGUAUGUUCUACCCACGAGGUUACAAACAGAAAAUUCAAUGAUUAUUAUUAACGUAACCUUCAGGUAUGUUCUACCCACGAGGUUACAGAGAGCAAAUGCAGUGAUUAUUAUUAAAUGUAACCUUCAGAUAUAUUCUACCCACGAGGUUACAAAGGGAAAAUGCAAUGAUUAUUAUUAACGUAACCUUCAGGUAUGUUCUACCCACGAGGUUACAGAGAGCAAAAUAAUGCAGUGAUAUUAUUAAUGUAACCAUCAGGUAUGUUCUACCCACGCGGUUACAAAGAGAAAGUGCAAUGAUUAUUAUUAAUGUAACCUUCAGGUAUGUUCUACCCACGAGGUUACAGAGAGCAAAAACAGUGAUUAUAUUAUUUUAAAUGUAACCAUCAGGUAUGUUCUACCCACGAGGUUACAAAGAGAAAAUGCAAUGAUUAUUAUUAACGUAACCUUCAGGUAUGUUCUACCCACGAGGUUACAGAGAGCAAAUGCAGUGAUUAUUAUUAAUGUAACCAUCAGGUAUGUUCUACCCACGAGGUUACAGAGAGCACGCAAAUGCAGUAACAAUUAUUAGGUUUUAGUGCAACUAUCAGGCUGAGUUUCUCCAUUAAAAGAGUUUUUUGCUAGGGUUAAACAAGUUUGGCUUUCAUGAGUUUCAAGGUGCAAGAAAUUAUCAGUAUAAUUAUAGCACACAAACAUUGUCAUCUAAUUCUUCGCACGUAACCGGAAUAAGCCAAGAAAUGAGGCAUAUAAUUAUAACGAAAAAUCGUCCUCAGAUGUUCUCCAUAUUAAGUAAAUGAUACUAAACGUUGCGAAAGAAAUUAUUGUUUGUAUCCGUCCUAUCCAUCGUAAAAGCGAGGGGUCAUCGCAUGACAUCCGGUAUAUUAAACAGAGGUAAUACUCACGGGUUUCAUGAGUUGUAUGCACUAUUUUUCGCUGAGAAACAAAUUUAAACAUCAAUUCUUACCUUACAGUAGUCCGUUCUUUUACCUUGCAUUUGACAACAAAUCCGUUAAAGGCGAACAAAGCGAUUCCGGCACUCUUUUUUAUGAUGAGUAGCAAGCCGCAGGAACUGAAGCCGCUUGACUGAAGUAAAAUGCACCGAUAUGCGCGGCAUUCUCACUACAAAUAUAAACAAACGUCGCGGAGAAAAAAAGACGAGGAGGAAAAAAUGCCAGAUCUUCGCCUCGGCAAUGUAUUCCAGCUACCACACCGGCGUAUCUCCAGAUGGAGGACUCGACGAGGGACAAACCUUGUGAUCUUUUUUUAGAAGCCCUUUGCGCGCAAACUAAUUUAUUCUGGCGCGAAAUGAAGAAUAUGUAUACUGAAAUCUAAUCCACGACAAGAAGAUUUUCGCACUGUAGCGCGACAUAUUAAAUGCCUAUUUUUACAAGUACGCGGAGAAAGUGGUCCACUAGUUUAACGUUUUUAAGAUGAAUUUAUCCACAAAAGCAAAAUGAAAUGUUUUAUCUCUAUGUUGUUUACGUGCCUGAUUAGAAGGCAGAAGUAAAUUCAUCAUACAGACCCCAUCAAAAUGAAAGUACACGAAUGAAACGGAAUAAGUCUGGGACGGUUUAGUUUCUACUCGGCAGCUUCUUUGCUUUUAUAACAAAAAUUUAAUGUUGCAGUCUGUUUUAAACGUUGGCAUAUCAAUGCGCACAGUCACUGAAUGAAAACAACAGUCACGAUCACGUUCUUCGAAACCGACCAGACGCGUGUGACCUACCACUGUUAUGUUAAGCAAUUAUCCUGAAGGUGUUAAUGUUCCCGUGACAGUCUUCGCACUGAAGGCGUAAAUGGUAAACCGAACGGUCGCUUUGAUCAUCAGAAAGACCUGUCAACUUUGAUGAUUUAACUGAUUAAAUUACGGGACAGAAAUUUUACUGCUUGCGGCUCCUCGUGGAGAACACUGUUACCUGAGGGUGUCUUCCAUGCUUUGUGCAGCCACGGUUUAUUUAACUAGUGACUAUUCUUAACAGGCAACAGACUCAGAUGAGCUAACCAUAACAGAGGGUGAAGAACUAGAAAUCUUAGAAAGAGAUGCUGAAGGAUGGUGUAAGGUGAGUUGAACAAUAUUUACAGUUUUUCUAGUAAGGUCUUGUGGGAAAUUCAUAUGAGAAGCAAGGAUAUUUGGCUAUAACUGGCACACUUGUUUUUUCUUUCUCAUUAAUCUCUAGUAAUCUCAGUAAGGUUUAAGAAACAACAGUCCAAAUUCCCCAAGAAGUCCUAAGUAUGCAUUAAUUACUAAAAACUGAUGUUGUGUAAAUGAAAUUCACCUUUUUCCAAAACUAAAGGAGGCUGAAUGUCAAAAAUGUUCCCCUGGUGCAAGAUAAAGUGCAUCCAACUUAUGAUAACAGCUGUUUUGUCUGUUUUUUUGAGGACAAAUUUGCAGCUGAUGCAUUUGGACUUUCGAUCAUUGUUGCUAGUUAUUACUAGUUUAUUAAUUCUUAAUUUGAGCAAGACCCUAGCCAAUAAAUUGUGGACAUUUUAUUUCAAUAGGGUCGUAACAAAGGUGGCCAAGUGGGUUUUUUUCCAGAGUCUUAUGUUGAAGUGGGAUCAACGUCAUCUGUUAGUACUCCAACAAGUUCCUACACUGAUGGUCCUGCUCUUGGUUCGCCAGUCAGUGUCGCAAGUGUAGGACAAGCAACAUCAGGAUCAACAAAAUACUGUGAGUUUGGCCAGAUUGUCAGGCUUUUCUGGGGGGGUGGGGUGGGGGGAACCAGAGUGCAAAUGAAGUCAGUUUUAAAGUUACAGCUUGUCUGUUGGGCUGGCUGUAGCUAGCAAGUACUAGCCCAAGAGUUGUUUUAUUCAGCUCAAGAAAAAGUUUUGAUGUGCGGGAUCAAGCAUGGUUUGUUUGUAGUAUGAACACCCCUAAAAAAUUUCAGUAGCCCUGAGCUACUGGACACAACUUUCUUCGCUUGCUGAGAACAGGGACUGAGAGCAGUGAAGAGGGGUCUCUUGCCCCCAGCCACUUUGUCCUUAACAAUCUCCUUAACCCUAUGGAAUACCUGAUAUUAACUCUAAGCACAGCAUAGUUAAUGCAAAUAUGAUUGGGGUGGAGGGGUCACCUCAGGUACAAAAUCAUUGGUCUUUCACUGUAUUUAGGGCAAGAAGACAGGGGAGGGAAGCAUGAACACCUUCAGGACCUCCACCAGAUCUGAUCUUAAAUUCUCAUUAAUAAUUAGUUAUUUCUGCCGGCAGUAAAAAUUAUAAUCUCCAGUAGGGGUGUGAGGGUGUGGUUUAUGGUGAGGACAUUCCAGUGGCUAUUGGAAGAUACACAGGUCUGUAGACCUUGGGAAAAUUGAUUUGGGCACCCAUACUCAACAAAGUUAUGUGUGGGGAGACUCCACCCUAAUUUCCAAUCCUUUACCCUUUUUAUAUACCAUUUAUCACAGAAGAGGUACCCCUUUUCUAUAUCUUCCAUUAAAAAUGUUACCUUUUCAAAUACCAAGUUAAGAACACUGCAUCUCUUUCUCAUCUCUUUAAUGAAGUGAACAGUUUUUUAUGGUAAUGUGGGAGAACAUAAACAAUUGAAAGGAUAUAACCAUACACUGAAAGUGCAUCUGAGCAAAAAUAUGUUUUAAUAAAAGUCCCUUUAAAAUAUCAAAGUUCAAUUGAAUGACAGAUUUCCCUACCCUUUGUAAACUUCAUGUUGCAAAAUCCCUUCCCUUUUAUACACCUGAAGCCUUAAAAAGGUACCCUUUUCAAGUGGAGUCGUCCUGUAUAGGUCUUAAUUGGGAGUACACACCCACUCCCCUCCCCUCCCCACUAAGGCUAAUGCAGCACAGCCCUGCUCAGGCCUGAGCCCUGCUAUUACAUGUAUGUCAGACAUGGAGGCCUAUGGGAGAUUUUUUUUUGCUGGCCUUAAACCACAGACUAUUACCAGUAAAUAAUGAUUGUCCAACUGAAGAUGUACUGUUUUGCUUUUCAGUGUGUUAUGUGAAGGCCCUUUAUGACUAUGAAGCUAUGGGUGAUGAUGAAAUAUCUUUCAAAGAAGGAGACAUUGUAGGGGUGAUUUCAAAAGAUGACAAUGACAUUGAUGAUGGCUUUUGGUAUGGGGAAUUCCAAGGCCAAAGAGGAGUUUUUUCAUCAUUGGUGGUAGAGGACAUGCCAGGAGAAUUUCCAUCUACAGAUACUAAUAUGAACAUAACAGAGCCUUUACCAAGUUCCUCAAGAACCUCAUCUUCCAAUACUAGGGCCGGAGAUUAUAUAACCAUUCCAAUAGACUACAGAGCGAAUGGAUCAGCAUCAUCAUCAUCAAACGCAAUACAACCGGUUAGAAAAGCACCACCACCCCCUGCGGGUUCAUCUCCGCAGAUUCCACGGAGUACAACAAUGGCAUCAGGGGGAGCUGGCAGGGCAUUGCUGCCUCCAGUUGAACGUCAAAGAGCAAGAACUGAGAAUACAACGACCAUGAGGAGACCAGACAGUGCAUCUUUUGCAAGAAGUCUUUCUCAAAACACAUCUCUUCAAGCAAAAAUGUAUGAGAAUAUAAACCAGUUGGCACCUACAGCAUCAAAGCCUCCUGAUUAUGUUAAUUUCACUGACCUAUCGUCAAGGGUAAACGGUGCAUCAUCCCACUCAGCAACUGCUUCCUCUAGUGCGCCUCGACCUGCAGCAAGGUCACGUCGCCCAGCUCCACCACCUAAACCUCCCCCACCAACUGCUUCCAGCAGAACUACAUUUAGGUCUUUAUCUUAUGUUUAAAACCUGUGCCUAAAACGGAGGUUAUAUAGUGCAUCCCAGAUUAUAGGCAGGGUUGAGGGUAAAAAUAAGCUCCUUUGUAGUUAAAUCCAAAUUUUUAGCUUGUUUUGUAAUAAUUACAUGGCUGUACACAGGCUGCUCGAAUGCUUAAAGAUAAUAACAAGAAUCUUAUGAUGUCUUGUCUAUCUCACCUUUAAGUCGAUUUACCUUGAAGAGUUACAAGUAUUCAAUUACCUUGUAUAGCUAAGUUAGGUUAACUCAAAUUUUUAUAUUAAGUAAGUAUUCUUUCUAGAGUAAUGGCUACCUCUUAUCACUGUUAUGGUAGAAGCUGAUACGAUUGUUCGGCUAAAGAAGAAUAUUUUUUGCCCGUGGUAAGCUCUAUUAAUAUUGUUCAAAAAUAUUGUAAAUAUAAAGUUUAAUUGGCAUCAUGGCCUUCAUUGUUGUUUUGGGACAUCCAUUUUAAUAAUUAUUAUUAUUACUGUCAAUAAUAUGGCCAACAAAGUUUUUCUUGUACAUGUACAUUAAUUUGUUGAUUAUAUCAGCAAUGAUCUGUAUAUCUUGCCAUAGUAAUAUUACUCUCUUCUUGACUAGUCAUCAGCUAAAGGAUGUUGGCUUUGUUUGGAAAAAUACCGACAGAUCUAAAAACAGUGGUAAUUGAAAGAAACUAGUUACAAGCACAGGGAUAAAAUCUUAUUAUGUAUUUGAUUAUUAUACAAGUGUUAGUGAUAAACAUGUUUCAAUGUUAUCUGUUCAGUUGUGUUAUUCAGUUUCCUGUCACCUUAGGUUUCAAUGCAAACAGCUUGCCAAAAAUUUAUUGUAUAGAUUCUAUUGCUUUGCUCAUUAUUGUUGACUUAAUUUUGUCAUAUUGUAUGUUAAAUUUAGACUUUUCUUAGUUAAUGGUUUUCCAAAAUCCUUUUCCAUUUUUAGGUUAUAAUUGGACUAAGAUUAGCUUGAAUUUCAUCUGAUUACUUCGAGUCGUUAUUACUCCCUCAGUAACGACAUUGCUGAGAGGAGAAAACGACUUGAAGCAAUCAAAUGAAAUUCAGGCUAGACUAAGAUUUUUUUGAUGUAAAAUGAGGAUUUAGCAGUGAGGUUUUGACAGAGUUUUAUGGAGAUAACGAUAGGCCUGUUGACUUUUGAUUGUGAUACUCUGCAUGAUGUUUACAAAAAAAGUAAUGUACUAGUUGUAAUGGUAACCCUUGCAUUCUAAAGAGAUCUAAUGAGAAGAGACUAAUAAUAUAUUGAUGGGUUACCAAAAAAGAAUGUUUUAGGUGAGUGGAAUUUGUUUAAGGCCUAGAAAAAAGUCUCGAAAUGUUUCUGCUCUAAUACAAGUAUGUGACAAAAAAAAAUAUUACAAUGUUUCCUUAGAAUUAAACAAUGAUACAUAAUUUAUUUCAUA
Porites lobata is the source of this 19591-nucleotide messenger RNA. NCBI's taxonomy places the organism in Eukaryota, Metazoa, Cnidaria, Anthozoa, Scleractinia, Poritidae. The record is from the annotation of a GenBank genome assembly.